AUGGCUUCCAACGGACACCAGCCGACGCGCGACGUCAAGAAUCACCUCCUCUUUGAGAUCUCCACCGAGGUAGCCCAUCGAGUCGGUGGCAUCUACUCCGUCCUCAAGUCCAAGGCGCCCGUCACCACGGCCGAGUAUGGCGAUCGCUACACCUGCAUUGGGCCCCUCAAUCACCAAUCGGCCGCCGUCGAGGUCGAAGAGAUGGAACCCGCCUCCGAAGCACUCUCCGCUACGAUACGGAGCAUGAGGGACCGCGGAAUCGGCCUCAUGUACGGGCGCUGGCUCAUCGAGGGCGCCCCCAGGGUCCUCCUCAUCGACACCAAGACCGCCUAUGGAUACCUGAAUGAGUGGAAGGCCGACCUCUGGGAGAUUGCCAGCAUCCCCUCGCCGCCGUCGGACGAGGAGACGAAUGAGGCCAUCGUCUUCGGUUAUCUCGUCGCAUGGUUUCUAGGAGAGUUCGUCUGUCACGAAAAGGACAAGGCCGUCAUUGCCCACUUCCACGAAUGGCUCGCCGGCGUCGCCCUGCCCCUCACCAAGAGGCGGAAGAUUGACGUGACCACCAUCUUCACGACCCACGCCACGCUCCUGGGCCGCUAUCUGUGCGCGGGCUCCGUCGACUUCUACAACAACCUGCAGUGGUUCGACGUGGAUGCCGAGGCGGGGAAGCGCGGCAUCUACCACCGGUACUGCGUGGAGCGCGCGGCCACGCACGCGUGCGACGUCUUCACCACGGUGUCGCACAUCACCGCCUACGAGUCAGAGCACCUGCUGAAGCGGAAACCCGACGGCGUGCUGCCCAACGGGCUCAACGUGACCAAGUUCUCGGCCGUGCACGAGUUCCAGAAUCUGCACCAGCAGGCCAAGGAGAAGAUACACGACUUCGUGCGCGGCCACUUCUACGGGCACUACGACUUCGAGCCCGACAACACGCUGUACAUCUUCACGUCGGGCCGGUACGAGUUCCGGAACAAGGGCGUCGACAUGUUCAUCGAGUCGCUGGCCCGGCUCAACCACCGGCUCAAGGCGGCCGGCAGCAAGAUGACGGUGGUGGCCUUCAUCAUCAUGCCGGCGCAGACGACGUCGCUGACGGUCGAGGCGCUCAAGGGCCAGGCCGUCAUCAAGUCGCUGCGGGACACGACCAACGUCAUCGAGCAGAGCAUCGGCCGCCGGCUGUUCGAGCGGUCGCUCCGCUGGCACGAGGGCGACGCCAUGCCGGACGACAAGGAGCUCCUCUCGCCGCAGGAUCGCGUCCUCCUCAGGCGGCGGCUCUUCGCCAUGAAGCGCCACAGCCUGCCGCCCAUCGUGACGCACAACAUGGUCAACGACCACGAGGACCCGAUCCUCAACCAGAUCCGCCGCGUCCACCUGUUCAACCACCCGUCGGACCGGGUCAAGGUGGUGUUCCACCCGGAGUUCCUCAACUCGGCCAACCCGGUCCUGCCCCUGGACUACGACGACUUCGUGCGGGGCUGCCACAUGGGCAUCUUCGCAUCGUACUACGAGCCCUGGGGCUACACGCCGGCCGAGUGCACCGUCAUGGGCGUGCCGAGCAUCACGAGCAACCUGUCGGGGUUCGGGUGCUACAUGGAGGAGCUGAUCGAGAACUCGAGCGACUACGGCAUCUACAUCGUCGACCGGCGCACCAAGGGCGUGGACGAGUCGGUGGACCAGCUGACGUCGUACAUGUUCGACUUCUGCGCCAAGAGCCGACGGCAGCGCAUCAACCAGCGCAACCGCACCGAGCGCCUGUCGGACCUCCUGGACUGGAAGCGCAUGGGCAUGGAGUACGUCAAGGCGCGCCAGCUGGCCCUGCGCAGGGCGUACCCGGACUCCUUCUCGGGAGACGACGACGAUGCGGCCGCCGAGGCGGACUUCUUCUCCAGCACCGACAUCAAGAUCUCGAGGCCGUUCUCCGUUCCGGGGUCGCCCAAGGAUCGCAGCGGCAUGAUGACGCCGGGCGACUUUGCCAGCCUGCAGGAGGGGAGGGAAGGUCUGAAUACCGAGGAUUAUGUGGCGUGGAAGCUGCCUACCGAAGAAGAUCCGGACGAAUACCCCUUCCCGCUGACGUUGCGUGGCAAGAAGGGUCCGGUGGUCGAAGACCCCGACGUUUCCGUCCCAGGGCCCGUCAACGGCAGCUACUGA
This is a messenger RNA of Geosmithia morbida, 2142 nucleotides long. RefSeq names its product glycogen synthase. Lineage: Eukaryota; Fungi; Ascomycota; Sordariomycetes; Hypocreales; Bionectriaceae. Gene Ontology annotation, cellular component: cytoplasm. Gene Ontology annotation, biological process: glycogen biosynthetic process. Bases 1 to 2142 code for a protein of 713 amino acids. The transcript is spliced from 5 exons. Gene Ontology annotation, molecular function: alpha-1,4-glucan glucosyltransferase (UDP-glucose donor) activity. The record is from RefSeq and is a predicted model, not a curated record.